AUGGUUCAUCAUUCCUUCGGAGGAACCUUCGCCGAUUAUGGCGAGUCAACAUAUGUCGUCCUAAAGAUCUAUGUUUCCGGUCAAGGAAGGGAGCAUGAAUUGAACGUCUAUACGCAUAUGGACUCUAUUGAAACAGACCAUCCCGGCAAAAAGUUCGUUCGCAAAUUAUUUGAUCAUUUCUAUGUUGACAAAUGUGGAUUUCGCCAUCUUUGUCUGGUUCAUCAGCCUUUGGGCAUCAAUACGUCCGAAUUUCUGAGGCUUAGGAAUGACCGACGAGUGACGCUCGAAAGUAUCAAGUCUGUCAUCCAUAUCCAGCUGAACAAUCUUCUUCUUCCGGCACCGUCUCCUGCCGCGCUUUCUGCCUUUGAGGAGCAAGAAUUACAGAGACCCGCACCCAGGAAGAUCCUUGAAGACCGAACGAUAUACACAACCUCCCACCUCCCUGCGGGAGACGGUCUCCCUCUUCUUAGUGAUCCAGGAGAGGCCCGCUUUGGUGACGAGGAUCAUUCCGAGAGUAUCAUGCCUGACUACUAUCGCGCCCCUGAAGUCAUGCUCAAAUCGAACUGGGAUUACAAAGUUGAUAUCUGGAGUGUUGGCAUGGUGGCAUGGGAUCUAGUCAGCCCGAACACCAUCAUUGAGGGUAAAGUCAUAGAUGGCAUAUUUGACGACGGGGCUCAUAUCGCAGAACUUGUUGCAUUGCUUGGGCCUCCGCCGCCGGAGUUCCUGAAGAAGAUGGACAUGAGCUGGGUGUUCUGGGAUGAGUCCGGUAACUGGAAGAACUUGGUUCCAAUUCCCGACCGAACGUUCGAGAACUUGGCCGUCAACAUUCAAGAUGAGGAUGUCGAAGGGUUUUUGGGGUGGUUGCGGCGAGCCUUGCAAUGGAACCCUGCAGAUCGCCCAACGGCGCUGGAGCUUUUGAUGGACCCGUGGUUGAUGAAGGGGCUUAAGCUGCGAAAGAAGCCCGUGGACAAGCCUCACGAUGAAUGA
Molecule: messenger RNA, 987 nt
Organism: Aspergillus japonicus CBS 114.51
Lineage: Eukaryota; Fungi; Ascomycota; Eurotiomycetes; Eurotiales; Aspergillaceae
Product: kinase-like protein
Exons: 4
Coding region: 1-987 (328 amino acids)
Biological process (GO): protein phosphorylation
Molecular function (GO): protein kinase activity; ATP binding
Source: RefSeq, a predicted model, not a curated record